Molecule: messenger RNA, 2555 nt
Organism: Anopheles arabiensis
Lineage: Eukaryota; Metazoa; Arthropoda; Insecta; Diptera; Culicidae
Gene: Alg11
Product: GDP-Man:Man(3)GlcNAc(2)-PP-Dol alpha-1,2-mannosyltransferase
Exons: 4
Coding region: 197-1633 (478 amino acids)
Biological process (GO): protein N-linked glycosylation
Cellular component (GO): endoplasmic reticulum membrane
Molecular function (GO): GDP-Man:Man(3)GlcNAc(2)-PP-Dol alpha-1,2-mannosyltransferase activity
Source: RefSeq, a predicted model, not a curated record
UCUUGCUCACCGACUGUCAUGUGGCGUCAGGCACGCAGCUCCCACGUAGAACAUUCCGCGUCAUUGCUGCAAGCGAUCGAAACCAGGUGCGAUGUGUGGUGCGAUUCAGUGUUAAAAUAAACAUCAGCCAAAAGUGUUGAGGACAGCACAUCAAUUGCUUGUGGCCGUAAUCGAACUCUCGUUGUUCGGCUCAGCAAUGUUCUGCUGGUGCAGCUUCGUCUACGUCCUGUUCUUUCUGGGCUCAUUCUUGGCAAUCGGCCUGCUGACGGUGUGUUUGCUGUUGCGACAGCUCAUAAAAUUCCAACGCCGGAAGCGGACCGAUCCGUCCGUCAAGCAUGUAGCAUUCUUCCACCCGUACUGCAAUGCGGGCGGUGGCGGCGAACGGGUCCUGUGGUGCGCCAUCCGGGCGCUGCUGACCCGGUACGAAAACAUCAAACUGUUCGUCUACACCGGCGACACGGAUGCGAAGCCGGCCGACAUACUAGCCAAGGCGGAGCGUAGCUUCAACCUCAAGCUGGCGGCGGAUCGCAUCACCUUCGUGUACCUCAGCAAGCGCUGCUGGGUGGAAGCGUCCAAAUACCCGCACUUCACACUGCUCGGGCAAAGCUUGGGCUCGAUUGUGCUCGCGUUUGAGGCGCUGCUCAAGCUGCAGCCGGACGUGUUCAUCGACACGAUGGGGUACGCAUUCACGUAUCCGGUGUUUAGCUACUUCGGUGGGUGCAAGAUUGGCUGCUACACGCACUAUCCCACCAUCAGCACCGACAUGCUGCGGCGCGUCCAGUCGCAGACGCAAUCGUUCAACAAUCGAGGCUAUGUGGCGAAGAACCCGUUUGCCACGUGGCUGAAGAUCGUGUACUAUCGGCUGUUUUCGCGCAUUUACGGCUGGGUCGGGCGGUGCGCCGACACGGUGAUGGUAAACUCGUCCUGGACCGAGAACCACAUCAUCUCGCUGUGGGAUGUGCCGUACAAGACGCACCGCGUCUAUCCGCCGUGCGAGGUGUCGCAGCUGAAGCGGCUAGAAUCGCUGACGGACGAGCGGGACGAGCAGAUCAUCAUCCUGUCCGUCGGCCAGUACCGGCCGGAGAAGGACCAUCCGCUGCAGCUGCAGGCAAUGUACGAGCUGCGCACGCUGCUCAACAACGACGAGGCGCUGUGGAACCGGCUGAAGCUGCUGAUCGUCGGCUCGUGCCGGGACGAGGAGGACCGGGUGCGGGUGAAAAACAUGCAGGAUCUGGCGAAGCAUCUGUCGCUGGAAAACGCGGUCGAGUUCCGGGUGAACGUGCCGUACCGGGAGCUGCUCGAGUGCUACCAGCGGGCCACGAUCGGGCUGCACUGCAUGUGGAACGAGCACUUCGGCAUCAGCGUGGUGGACUGUAUGGCGGCCGGGCUGAUCAUGGUCGCGAACCGCUCCGGCGGACCGCUGAUGGACAUUGUCGAAACGUCCGAGGGCAGCCAGAACGGCUACCUGGCGUUCGAUGCGUACGAUUAUGCGCGCUGCAUCGCCAACAUACUGUACAACACGCCGGAGUACAAUGCGCGCAUCCGGGAGGCGGCCCGCGCCUCGGUCGAACGGUUUUCCGAGAAGGAGUUCGAGAACGGAUUUCUGCGUGCGAUUUCACCAAUCAUGGAUUGAAGCUUCGCACAGCACCGUUGUACCCCAAAGCUCAAGAACCUCUGUAUACACAACGAAGGACUUUCGGAGUUAGCUUUAAUUGCUCUGUUGCAUCGUUUCUUCAUCUACAUUGUAAAAAUGUUAGCAGCAACGAGAUCGACCAGCGUACAUGUGCUCGCUGGACGUUUCAUCGAUCGGACCGGAAACCGUUGCACUGGGCGUGGUUGCCGUAUUGGCACCGUUCUUAAAUCCAGCGAUCCCGUUCCGGAGCACCUCGUCGACGGUGUCGGCGCCAAACACGAGCCUCAAGAAACUGCACUCCGCAAAGCAUCGGGCAUGCUCCUGCCAGGGAUCAUCGGUCACAAGCCAAUCCCGGAGGCCAGCGUCACAUUGGAAGCAGCGCACCUCAUCGUCCGUGCCGGUGUAGUAGAAUCCGGCCACCGCCAGCCGGGUCGGAUUUUGUAUGUGACCAAAGCGCCAGCUCUGGAACGAUCGGAUCCGUGCAUCGAGUACGGCAAGUUCUGGCAUGUACGGCAUCUCUGCCGGUUGCACUUCCGAUCCGGAUGCGGACGACAUGAUCGCGGAAGCACGGGCACGACUCUAAUUGGUAAGAAAACUGCGCACUCGCGAGUUAAUUGCGCACAGUAGCAACAAAAGCAGCAGCCGUUAGUGGCAUACGUUUAACGACACUUACGUUGGUGCAAUGGUGGAAUGAUGCAACUGCAGUUUAAGGGGAUUUACAAUGUCCAGGGAUACUCCAGGGAGAUGUUUUGUUUGUUGAUUAUGCUAUGAUUCACUGUCUCGUUCUUGUUUUCGUGUGAAACAGCUGUUGGUGAUCGUUCCCAGUGAGCAAUAUGUUAACAAGCCAAACUGAUUAACUGACGUCAAUUAGACCGCGCAAUAAACAACGGCAAAUAAAAAUAUGAUGUUUGAAAAUAAGAAA